AACCUGCGCAAGCGCAUUCUUUGGUUUCUCCCCUCCGUCAUCGUAAUUCACUGGUCGACACGGCGCCCAACAUUUUCGAGAGACAAUCGCUCCUGCCACACGCAACCAAUCGACCUGGAAACAUGAGCGCCUCAGUCCUAGGCAAGCGCAAGGCCCGGACACCGCACACGGCGGCUAGCGACCAGUCAGACAGCGGCCAAACGCAGCCUGUGCGCGAUGCGCAAGCGAUCUUUCAACGCUAUUUUGAGGCCCAAUUCAAGCCCUUGGAAGGGACCGCGGCAGGCCAAAGUCUCACGUCAGGGACGGUCAUAGAGGACAUGGACACGGAUAGCGAUGACGACGAUGGCGGCGACCACGAAGCUAAUCGGCGAGACAAUGGAGCACAUAGCGAUGACGACGAUGAAGACGAACGAGGCUCAUGGUCAGGCGUAUCUGACUUGGAGCAGGACGACACAACACCCAAGGUCGAAGUCGUAUCACACGUCGAGCCGUCAUCUUCCACUUUAGCAUCCACUUUAGCCGACAGUCUCAGCGCAAAGAAGGCACGAAAGGCUCUCCUAUCCUCAAAAGUGCCAUCAGCCAUGACAACCACAUCGACCUCUACAUCGCUACCGAGCAAGAAGUCCAAGUCUACGGCGACGGAGGAGGACGCGCCCACAUUACUGAAAAACGACCUCGAGCUACAACGCCUCCUCUCCGAAUCACACCUCUUCAACCCGUCCAAAGUCGGCACAUUGUCCAACACAGUCACCCACCACCGCUCUCAUGAUGGCAACAUCGAGCAUGUCGGCAGAAAUCGCUUGCUCGCCACCGAUCUUCGCAUGGCUGCUCUGGGGUCCAAGACGAGCAUUUAUGCCCAGGCCAAGAUGCCAAUGUCCCACCGCAAAGGCAUCAACGCGGCCGCCAUCAGCCGUGAGAACAAGCGCCGCCGCGAGGCCCGCGAGAAUGGCAUCAUCCUUGAACGACCGAGCGGUAACACUGAUGCUCUAAAGGCCUACACUCGUGCCGCCGGCAUCGUCAAGAACAAGAACUCUAGGACGGCCCAGGGGCGAGGAAACAAAAAGUCUGGCACGAAGGAUAUCGACGCACCCGCUGUGGGCAGGCUGCGCGAUGGCAUGCUGAAGCUUAGUAAGAAGGACAUUCAUGAUAUACAGAGCAGUGGCGAGCGCAGAUCAACUGGCAAAGGUCGCAAAGGCAAAAGAAGGUAGACGAGUCUCCGCGGCAAGACAUUGCAAUAUUACGCACCGAGCAUGCGACCAGAACUCGCUGGCGACUUUCGCUACAACUAUGCUCUUCACUUUCACGUGCAUGGAUGCGACUUGAAUAAAGCCAGCAAUCUCACCCAAGAUGUGUCUCUGAGUGGCGUGGGUCGACAACCUGCCAGUCAAUGUCUUCAAAGCAGACAAAAGGCGCCACUAUUUGGAAAGUAUGCACGAUAGAAGAGUGGCCACAGAGCAACAGCGAGCAUCUUAAAUAAAUUUCUCAAAAUUCCAAAUCGCUC
This is a messenger RNA of Microdochium trichocladiopsis, 1501 nucleotides long. RefSeq lists its product as uncharacterized. Gene Ontology annotation, cellular component: nucleolus. The record is from RefSeq and is a predicted model, not a curated record. The transcript has a single exon. The coding region runs from base 123 to 1208 and encodes 361 amino acids. Lineage: Eukaryota; Fungi; Ascomycota; Sordariomycetes; Xylariales; Microdochiaceae. Gene Ontology annotation, biological process: maturation of SSU-rRNA from tricistronic rRNA transcript (SSU-rRNA, 5.8S rRNA, LSU-rRNA).